This is a messenger RNA of Psilocybe cubensis, 1368 nucleotides long. RefSeq names its product Cytochrome P450 monooxygenase. The coding region runs from base 1 to 1368 and encodes 455 amino acids. The transcript is spliced from 12 exons. NCBI's taxonomy places the organism in Eukaryota, Fungi, Basidiomycota, Agaricomycetes, Agaricales, Agrocybaceae. Gene Ontology annotation, molecular function: oxidoreductase activity, acting on paired donors, with incorporation or reduction of molecular oxygen; heme binding; monooxygenase activity. The record is from RefSeq and is a predicted model, not a curated record.
AUGAAGGAGUGGAGUAAGAAAUACAACACCCCUAUCAUUUACCUUGAAGUUUUAGGAACUCGAAUGAUCGUCGUUAAUAGGCGGAAGGAAGCAGAAGAUCUUUUUGAAAGUCCCACAAGAGCGAAAGUGUACGCUGAUAGGCCUUAUUUUCCUGUUGUCCCGCUAAUGGAUUGCGAAUAUAAUGUGUCGAUCAUGCCUUACGGAGAAGGUUGGAGGCAGCACAGAAAAAUUUGCCAAAACUAUUUUAAUAGACACGCGGCUCAAGAGUACGAGCCUGUCCAAACUGCGAAAAUUCAACAACUUCUGCGAGGACUAUUAGAAAAACCAGAGGAAUUUGAAAAGCACAACAAAAUGUUCUCGGUUUCUCUCACAAUGGCCAUGAUGUUCGGGUAUGAUGUGAAGUCUCUCGAUGAUCCAUGCAUUUCUGCGGCAGAUCGGGCGCUUACAAUCGGUGCCCGGGUGAAUGGCCCAGGCGGAAGCAUUAUUAACGUCAUACCAGCAUUUCGAUAUAUACCGAAAUGGUUUCCCGGCGCCCCAUCUUGGAAACAGAUUGACGAAGUUCGUAAGCUAACAGCUGAAAUGAAGAGAAUACCAAUGGAAUUCGUAAAAGCCAGCUUUGACAACGGAACCGUUACGCCCUCCUUGGUAACAAACUUCUAUGAACGAAAGUAUACGAUAGGCGCUUCUAUCGAAGAAGAAGAGAUUAUUAAAAAUGUCGCAUACACUGUGUAUGGUGCUGCAUCCGACACCACUAUUUCGUCAACAGGAACAUUCUUUUAUGCAAUGGUGGCCAAUCCUGAUGUGCAGAGAAAAGCUCACCAUGAAAUUGAUCAGGUUAUUGGGUCCAAACGUCUCCCGACAUUGGCGGAUCGAGACUCACUACCCUACAUUGAGGCUAUUUAUCGAGAGGUAAUGCGACUCAAUCAACCAAUCCCAUUUUCUGUACCACAUUGCCUAUCGGAGGAUGAUCAUUACCAAGGAUAUUUUAUACACAAAGGCACGCUAGUUUUUCCAAACUUAUGGGCGAUGGCACACGACGAAGAGGUUUAUCCAGAGCCGUUUGCAUUCAAGCCAGAAAGAUUUUUUGACCAAGAGGGCAGUCUUAAUACAAAUGACAGAGUGUUGGCGUACGGUUUCGGACGCCGGGCUUGCGUUGGGAAACAUGUUGCAAGUUCAACCAUGUGGUUGCUGAUAGCAUCCGUUCUUGCUUGUUACGAGAUUGUUCAAGCCAAGGAUGAAAAUGGCAAUGACAUCGAAAUAGACCACGGUUUUGAAGAGGAAGGACUGUUGAGCCACAAGCGUAAAUUCGAUUGCUCAUUUGUUGUUCGGUCCAUCGCUGCUCAAAAACUGAUUGAUGAGACCAAUUGA